This is a messenger RNA of Magallana angulata, 1290 nucleotides long. RefSeq lists its product as uncharacterized. The transcript has a single exon. Gene Ontology annotation, cellular component: membrane. The coding region runs from base 286 to 1290 and encodes 334 amino acids. Lineage: Eukaryota; Metazoa; Mollusca; Bivalvia; Ostreida; Ostreidae. Gene Ontology annotation, molecular function: protein binding. The record is from RefSeq and is a predicted model, not a curated record.
UCAGCAUUGAUAAUUCUAGUCCUAAUAUUUAACGUGUAUAGUGAGCUAGUGCAGAAAAAUAUCCUAUGUCCUAGUGUAUGCAAGUGUAACGGGAAUACAACGACUUGCGAAGGUCACGAUGGCUCUCAUCUAGAAUAUAUUCCACAGUUACCUGAAAAUACAACACAUCUUGUAUUCAGGCAUAAUCAUUUAGGAUACUUGCAAAAGGGUGUUUUCAAGAAUGUAUCCAAAUUAUAUUUGAUCAAUCUUGACCUGAGUAGCAAUCGAAUCAAUAAAAUCGAUAAAAUGGCAUUUCAAAUGCUUCCUAAUCUACAGUUCUUAGACCUGAGUGAGAACAAAGGACUUCAUUCUUCAAAUAAACUUCAUUCUGCUUUUCUUGGACUGCAAAAUAGUGCUUUAACAGAAAUCCGCUUAACAAAAUUACGCUUAAAUAAUUUGUUUGAAGACUUUUUCCUGUAUCUAAGAAACACAUCCCUAGAGCGAGUUUUCUUCGAUGAUAAUAUAAUAACUAGCAACAUUGGUGAUGUUAUGUCUCCAUUGUCUUCUCAUUUGAGAGAAAUUUCAUUCAAGGGCAACCAAAUUUCAAAAGUGUCAUUCAACAAAACUAUGCCAUACAUGGAGGUUGUCACUCUAAGCAAUAACAAACUGUUGUCCGUUCCAGACUGUUGUAAUAUUGGCACUAGCCGACCAAGUUGUCCUAAUCUAAGGGAACUAGAUCUGAGUGACAAUCUCACAUCAGUUGUUUACGGAGGAAAACUCUUCAGACAAUGCUUACCAAGGAUUCAAAGGCUGUUUCUAGGAUAUAACAAGAUUAAGACAUUAGGCAAAAACUUUAUAAGCCUUCUACCGUACCUCGUCUAUUUGUCCAUAGAAAAUCUAGAUCCUCAAUGUAUUCCUUGCGAAUUUUCCUUGAACAGUUCUUCGCUGCAGUAUUUAUACAUGGGAGACAAAAACAAAGAUCUAAGAUAUAACCCACACUUAUUUAAUUACACAAGAAACCUAAAGCUUUUAGAUAUGACUGGAUUACAAUUUGUUUUAUCUCACAAGAAAACGGGGAAGCAGUUAUUUGAACUAUUUAAGUCUCUUACACGACUGGAAGAAUUAAUACUGAAGAGAACAUCUUUAUCAACGUUUCCAGCAACUCUUUUUCCGCGUCAUGCCAAAAUUAACAAAACUGUCCUUACAAGAUUGUUUUUUCAACGAAACAAACCUAAAAAAGUUAUUUGCUCUAGCAUCUUUAAAGGUUCUACUACUAGACAACAACUUGAUAACCAGUGUAUACGUAAAUGA